UUUCAGAAAGUAAUUUUCAAAAGAACUAGCAGAACAGUUGAGAGAUGGUUAAAUUAUCAUCCGGCAUCGCGGUUAUCGAUUUAGAAAGCAGUAAAGUUAUGUUUCCUCAAGGGGAUGCAAUUAAAUGCGAAAAGGGCCAUUUGCUGUUAAUUGGAAAACCGUAUUUCCGUGCAGAGGCGUGUCUUCCACCUAACUCUGUUUCCUGUGAUGGGUCCAAAGCACUGGUGGAUAAAUUAAAUGCAUGCCAGCUAAUUGGCGAAAUUAUUAAUGUGUUGGACGAUAUGAUUGGAUCUUGGGCAGUUAUUUAUUAUAGGGAAGACUUCAAGAAAGUACUGCUUGGACGUGAUAUAUUUGGUCGAAAAAGUUUACUAUGGAAACGAGUGGAUACAAAAUUUUAUUUUUCCAUUUUCGUUUGCGAUAGGCAGCGGAGCUGGUACGAUGUGCCAUCGGGCACGGUAACUGUUCUUGAUUUGUGCAAUAAGGGAAAUACCACUAUAUUUCAUGUUUUCGAAGCCAGCGGACCAUGGGUAGAACAAUUUAAUACACUUUGCCUGGUGGAGAGGAAACUAGUUUCGGAAAGAUUCAUACCUUCACAUGAACUGGGUUUUAAAAAUGUAAAUCGCGAAGAUAUGGCGAAGAUUAUGUUGAAACAGUUGAAAGAAGCUGUACAUCGUACAGUUUCUAACCUGGAUGUAUUUACGAAAUCUAUAUCACUGUCGUUCAGUGGUGGUGUGGACAGUUUGUUAAUUGCUCAUUUGAUGGCUCACUGUAUGCCGCAAAAUGUAAUAUUCGAUCUAGUGAAUGUCGCUUUUGACAAGGGGGAGAAUUACGAUGGGGCUCCAGACCGACCACAAAGCAAAAAAGCAUUCAAAUAUCUAAAAUCUUGCUACCCUGAACUCUCUCUUCGCCUGCUUCUGGUUAAUGUUGAUCUGAAUGAAUUGGUAUAUUGCCGAAAAAAAUUUAUAUCAAGUGCAGUGGCUCCAGCUUGCUGUGUCUUAGAUGAUUCGAUUGGAUGUGUGCAAUGGUUCGCUGCUCGUGGUGAAGGGCUCCUGUUCGAAGAUGAGGAGAAGCCUUUCGUACCUACAAAAUCAGAAGCCGGUGUGGUAUUUGUCGGUAGCGGUGCAGACGAAUUGUUUGGUGGUUACAUGCGGCAUAGAACCACCUAUCUGAAGAAAGGAAGAAACGCGGUAGUGGAAGAAUUGCGUAAAGAAUUAAGUAGGAUUGGUGAAAGAAAUCUUGGACGUGAUGAUAGAGUGGUCUCAAGUCUAGGCAAGGAUCUAAAAUCACCGUUUCUUGAUGAUUUAUUCGUUGAAUGGGUCAACUCUCUACCCCUCGAAUGCAAAACUGAUUUUACGCAACCUCGAGGGAUUGGAGAAAAGUGGUUGGUACGAGAUGCAUUAAAGAUAUUGGGAACACCACAGUCGUUAUGUCUUACUCCGAAACGUGCUAUGCAAUUUGGUACAAGAAUAGCAAAAUUGGAAAAUCGAGGAGAAAGAGGAAAUGACAUUUGUCUUAGACUUUUGGAAGAAUGAAUUUGACAAUGUUAUUGUCAGUGGGUUCAGCAUAUGCACUUAUAUCGAUAGGGAGAGGGGUGAAAACAACUUGUGCAACGAGGUAUAGUAAAGUGUCACUUCGCACCUUCAGGCAAGCCAUUAGGAGACUGUAAAAUUGAUAAUAUAUAAAUUUGCUUCUAUAAGAUACUUCACAAAUCAAAUAUGAACAAUCGAUGCGAACCAUUGAAUCUGCCGCAAAAUAAGUAGUGUUCAGCAGUGCAUCCUGUCAUAAACAAAAGUUUUCGCAAUUUGUUUUUGGGACAGACUUCUGGCUGAUGGAUCGAAUCCCGACUGAUGAUGCAUUUUUCUGAUGAAGACCCGAAAUUCAGUGAUCAAAGAACCAGCAUAGAUAGUUAUUGGGAAUUCUCUUUUAAGAUACUUGAUAUUCAUUCUCUUCAUUUUCUGUUCACUGAACCAGUCCACGACUCAUCAGUAAAGUUCAUCGCGAUAAAAAGAAUAUAAACAUAGGUUCGUAAUUGGUUUUGAAUUUAUUAAAUGGUCAUCAAAGG
This is a messenger RNA of Loa loa (African eye worm), 2062 nucleotides long. Its product is annotated as asparagine synthetase domain-containing protein 1. Gene Ontology annotation, molecular function: asparagine synthase (glutamine-hydrolyzing) activity. Lineage: Eukaryota; Metazoa; Nematoda; Chromadorea; Rhabditida; Onchocercidae. Bases 45 to 1532 code for a protein of 495 amino acids. The record is from RefSeq and is a predicted model, not a curated record. The transcript has 11 exons.